AUGUACCACACAUCAGCACGAUUAUGUUACGUGUGUGAAAGACCUGGACAUAAAGCGAAAGAUCAUUCACCGUAUGACGCCGGUGUUUACAGUCUCAUACCAGAUGUGAGUGCACAAGGCGGCAUAGGUGGUGGUUUUCUUUACGGUGGUGAUUGUGGUGGUACACAGUCGUCAAACAACUGUCCGUUAAGUGAUGAACAAAUUGGUGGACAAAUACAAGGCGGUAGUUUUGUUUACGGUGCUGAUUAUAGUGGUACACAGUCGUCACAUAACUAUCCGUUAAAUGGUGGACAAAUGGUUGGACAACAACCGGUGAGACUAGUGAAUCACGUCCCACAACCAGAUGCUCCUCCACCACCAAUACCACAAAAACAAUAG
Molecule: messenger RNA, 378 nt
Organism: Didymodactylos carnosus
Lineage: Eukaryota; Metazoa; Rotifera; Eurotatoria; Philodinida; Philodinidae
Source: the annotation of a GenBank genome assembly